CGGUGCUACAGUGGCGCCACCUUUAAGCGUCACGGGCAGGGCUCUGCUUCUGGACCUGUGGGUUUGAACAUGUCGCGCCCCAAGGGAGUGGCGGAGCGGGAUCCGCGGGCUGGUUUCAGGACUGAGAGGAGAUACUGUGGUGCUUCGGUACCGCAGGGGCUUUUGAAGGCGGCGAGGAAGAGCGGCCAGUUAAAUCUGUCGGGUCGGAACCUCAGUGAAGUGCCUCAGUGUGUCUGGAGAAUAAAUGUGGAUAUCCCUGAGGAAGCUAAUGAGAAUCUUUCAUUCAGUGCUUCUGAGCGAUGGUGGGAGCAGACGGAUUUGGCCAAACUAAUCUUAUCCAACAAUAAACUUCAGUCACUUACAGAUGACCUCCAACUCCUGCCUGCACUCACUGUUCUUGAUGUACAUGAUAAUCAGCUGACAUCCCUUCCUUCUGUUAUAAGAGAGUUAGAAAAUCUUCAGAAACUUAAUGUCAGUCAUAACAAACUGAAAGUACUCCCCGAAGAAAUUACAAAUCUAAGAAACCUAAAGGGCCUAUAUCUCCAGCAUAAUGAACUAACUUGUGUACCAGAGGGAUUUGAACAACUUUUCAAUUUAGAAGAUUUGGAUCUUUCAAACAAUUGUCUUAGAACUAUUCCUGCUAGUUUUUCUUCUCUGUCCAGUCUGGUGCGACUCAAUCUUUCCAGUAAUCAACUGAAGAGUUUGCCAGCAGAAAUAAGUGGAAUGAAAAGACUGAAGCAUUUGGAUUGUAAUUCAAAUCUCUUGGAAACUAUACCUCCUGAAUUGACUGGCAUGGAAUCACUAGAAUUACUUUAUUUGAGGAGAAAUAAAUUACGUUUUCUACCAGAAUUUCCUUCUUGCAAACUAUUAAAGGAAUUACAUGUAGGAGAAAACCAGAUUGAAAUGUUAGGGGCAGAACAUCUUAAGCACCUGAAUUCUAUCCUUGUGCUAGACCUGCGGGAUAAUAAGUUAAAAUCUGUUCCAGAUGAAAUUACACUGCUACAGUCUUUGGAAAGGCUUGACUUAAGCAACAAUGAUAUUAGUAGUCUACCCUAUUCAUUGGGAAAACUUCAUUUGAAAUUCCUGGCACUAGAAGGAAAUCCUUUGAGAACGAUUCGAAGAGAAAUUAUAAAUAAAGGAACUCAAGAAGUGUUAAAAUAUCUACGAAGCAAGAUUCAAGAUGAUGGACCUAGCCAAAGUGAUUCUGUUAUUGAGACCGCUAUGACACUACCAAGUGAAUCCAGAGUCAAUGUACAUGCCAUCAUCACAUUAAAAAUAUUAGACUAUAGUGAUAAACAAACAACUUUGAUUCCUGAUGAAGUGUUUGAUGCAGCAAAAUGCAAUAUUAUCACAUCUAUUAAUUUCAGUAAGAAUCAGCUAUCUGAAAUUCCAAAAAGGAUUGUGGAGCUGAAGGAAAUGGUUUCUGAUGUCAAUCUCAGUUUUAAUAAGUUUUCCUUUAUAUCCUCGGAAGUAUGUUUGCUUAAAAAAUUGACAUUUUUAGAUCUCAGGAAUAAUUUCUUAAAUUCUUUGCCUGAAGAAAUGAAGUCAUUGAUACAACUACAAACAAUCAAUCUUUCCUUUAAUAGGUUCAAAAUACUACCUGAAGUACUGUAUUGCAUCCCCACACUUGAAACAGUUUUGAUUAGUAACAAUCAGAUUGGAUAUGUGGACCCUCAGAAAAUGAAGACAAUGAAAAACCUGAUCACAUUGGAUCUUCAAAAUAACGAUCUCCUGCAAAUUCCACCAGAGCUUGGUAAUUGUGUGAAUUUAAGAACAUUACUACUAGAUGGAAAUCCAUUCCGCAUUCCUCGAGCAGCCAUAUUAAUGAAAGGAACAGCUGCUAUUCUGGAAUAUUUGAGAGACCGAAUUCCUACUUAACUUGCAGUUGUUUUAGUCUUGGUCAUGUUAAUUCUUAGAAUUCUUAUAUUGAUAACUAACAUUUUCCUAAGGUGGUGUAUACAUUUAUAAUGGCGAUAACCAUGUACAGUGUUCAUGCAUUUGUUCUGAGUGUUUUGCAGAAGAUUCAUCCUACUCACUUUCAUCUCCCUUACAGCAGAGCAGUUUCUUCAGAAAUGAAUUUUUAUUUGGUGUAGUUUAAUAUUUUUAUAAUGACAAAGUAUUUUUGUAGAAGUGUGUUUUUCCUCCCUCCCAUGUCUGUUUGUGUUACAUAUAAUGUGACCAACUGACUUGAAUAUGACCAUCCAAAUUCUACCGUUUUAUUAUAUAUGAGAUUGAAUUGAAUUUUAUUCAGUACUCUUAUUUGGCAGUUAAAAAAACAAGUCUUCAUUUUACAUGGUAGGACUUUUAUGAUGUGAUUGGUCUCAGUAUAAGUUUUAAAUUAACACUCACUCCCCUGUUUUUGUUUUAAUCAAUUUGAAAUGUUUCUUUUCUAGCCUUUUCCCCAUGUUCUAUGAAAUCAUUUUGUCAGCAUUGGUAAUAUUACAGAAAUGCUGCACAAAAUACAGCAUUGGUAGAAAAAAUAGUAAAAAAUGUUAUAAUUUCUGUCACAAUUUUGAAUUUAAAACAAGUUUUCUUAAUCAUCUUAAUAAUGUUUCUAUACUGUAAUCUCAUACUUCUAGAUUCAAGAAAAAUUUAAAGAGAUUGGAUCUGUGUAUUUCCCACCGAGUGUGAGCAUUUUAAAAAUACCCUUUUUUUAUUUAAAAAAUGUACUGAAGACAUUUUAUUAAUUCUAUGGAUAGCAGCAAAAGAAAAUAACUAACAACAGAUACUGCAUAGAAAUCUUGAAAUGUACUGUGUUUAAAACCUACUAAGCAGGUAUUUGUGUAUAUAAUCUAUUCUGUUGGUAUAUUCUAAUCCAGUUUGUGCAUUUUUUUAAUUUCCAGGGCCUUAAUUUUAAAAUCUGCUUAUACUCUUCAUAAGACCAAAUUGUAGUCCGUCCUGUGGUAAUUUUCUAAAAGGGAGUUUGUUAUAGGUGAGCUUAAUUUAAUAAAAGCAAAUAAAACACUUUUAAGUGGUAAAGACACCUCAAGACAAAUGCUGGGCAUAGAAGCCACAGGGCAUAAAUAUGCAAAGAAGUAAAAAGCUAACCUUUUCAAACAAUAAGGCUUCACUCUCACUUACCAACUUAACAUUUCCCUGUAUGGCCCCGGAAGAUGACUGGUUAGCCAGAGACGGGUAAGAUUCCUCAAGGAAGGAACAACCUAAGACAGGCACAGUCGCAGGGGGGCCAUCAAGUGAGAAAAAGGGGGAUCAACAGAGGUGAGGCUUAGAACCUCUCCCCCCCAUUCUGAGAGAAAUCUUCUGCAUACGUGGAUGUUUUAUUGCCCUUGUCUAGCUUGGAUUAACACAUAGUCUACAGGCACACACUUGAUCAUCUACAUUUGCUCUCUUACAACACUAAACUAUGUUUUCUACCUUUAUCUUGUAUCUACCUACCACUUCAGCAUUUUAUUAAAAAUAAUAAUAAUAAAGAGAGAAAUGUGGUAUCCACAUAUAAAUCAAGCAUAAAAAUCAAAUGAGUAUUCAUAUUUGAACUGACUGUUUAUAGUUCAUAAUGCAUAAGCAAAACCGAAAGCUUCUGUGAUGACUGCCCUUGUACUGUUCACCAUGUAACUUAUUCACUAUGUAAGAAUUUGUUCUCCAUGUAAGAACUUGUUCGUUAUGCCUCAGAAGAUUGGAGACUGACCAAAAUUAGGCUUGGGGUGGAUUAAUGAUUGUGCAUUGAGCAUUGACCCGCCUAUACAGAAUUUUAUUGUUGUUAACAACCAUUUGAUCAAUAAAUAUGAGAGAUGCCCUCACAAACAAACAAACAAACAAAAAAAUAUAUAUAUAUACACACUUCCAAUUGUAAAAUAAAUAAGUAACCGGGAUGUAAUGUAUAGCAUAAGGAAUAUAGUCAAAAUAUUGUAACAACUUGGUAUGGUGAUAGCUGGUACCUAGAAUUAUCAUGUAUAUAAAUGUUGAAUCACUGUGUUGUACACCUGAAACUAAUGUAAUGUAAUACUGUGUGUCAACUACCCUUCAAUAAAAAAUAAUUAUCUGAAAAAAAAAAAAAUUAAGUAAACUAAAAAAAAAAACACUUUUAUUUAUACCAAAAAUAUCAGAAGUAGGCUGAUAAGUCAUUAUAAAACUUACCAUGUAAUCCUAUUAAGUAGACUAUUGAUAGAAUGCAUAUUAAUUUACAUAGAUAGAUGGAUAGGUAGACAAGUAGGAAAGUAAAUAGAAUUAUUGAUAGCUUUUGGAUGAUUGAGGCAUGCUCAUAUUAUGAAAAAAAUCAUUGCAAAUAAAGAUAAAUACUGUAUGUUCAUAAUAAAAGUUACAUUUUUUUCAAA
Manis pentadactyla (Chinese pangolin) is the source of this 4292-nucleotide messenger RNA. It is a transcript of the gene LRRC40, whose product is annotated as leucine rich repeat containing 40. The coding region runs from base 70 to 1878 and encodes 602 amino acids. The record is from RefSeq and is a predicted model, not a curated record. Gene Ontology annotation, molecular function: protein binding. The transcript is spliced from 15 exons. NCBI's taxonomy places the organism in Eukaryota, Metazoa, Chordata, Mammalia, Pholidota, Manidae.